ACACUUGCUUGUGGCCGCCAGCGGAAGUACACUAAAAAGAUGGUGUCACUCUGCAAUCAUAUAGUGAUGAUUGCUGCUAUGGUUGUGAGCACUACUUCCGUAUCGUUUGAAGAUGUGAUUGAACCCGUGGAGCAGGUAGGCGUGGAUGUGGGCGUGAUGGUGGGUCAGGUAGUGAAGCACCAUCUCACCGGCUGUCACCUGGUGCUCAUCACCACUACACAACACUCACACGUGUUCUCCAGUAUAAUAAGACACAUGGGUGUGGGUGUGGAGGCUGGCGUGGUAGUUGAGGCAGGAUGGGUGUUGUCCCAGGACCAGCUGACCCAGGACCACCUCCUGCAGGGGCUGUGGGGAGACGAUAGAACUACCUGCUGGGGACUCAUCCUUGAUCUCACUAACAGCAACAGUAACGACACCUACCUUACCCUCAGGUUGGCAGAGGCGGCAGGACUGUGGAAGAUGCCAGAGACGCGGGUGGUGGUGGUGGGUGGGACGGCAGGAGUGAAGGACGUCCUCCUCCACCAUAGUCUCCGUAACACCGUCCACGGCCUCUACCUGGCCCUCCACGACCUCCCCCUUCACACCCCACAGCGUUACGAUAACUCACGCCUCAGGGAGAUCCUAACACAGCAAGCAUCAGUGAGUGAGCGUGCAACGACGGGAAGGCGGACGUUCAACUUAUACACCAGUGGAACCUCACCUCUCUCCCCCAACACGCUGAUAACCUUUUCUUUCAUGAUUAGGUUUUAUAUGCUCUGGUAUUCCUAG
This is a messenger RNA of Homarus americanus (American lobster), 768 nucleotides long. RefSeq lists its product as uncharacterized. NCBI's taxonomy places the organism in Eukaryota, Metazoa, Arthropoda, Malacostraca, Decapoda, Nephropidae. The transcript is spliced from 6 exons. The coding region runs from base 40 to 768 and encodes 242 amino acids. The record is from RefSeq and is a predicted model, not a curated record.